GCGGAAGCAGCUUUUCAGAGCUGUUUACAUUGCGCAUUGCUCGUCGCCAAAUAGCCAAUUGGACCAUCGAAGGAGUUGUGUUUUUUUUCUUCAAAUUCUCCGUCACCCUGUCAAUUAAUUAUAUACUUGCUGUCCGCACACCAUGUGCGGCUGGUUCAAGUGACUUCUUGUACGAUAGACACGGAUACACCUAAUGUCAUUUGCAUGGCUUAAUUGUGCUCACUUGCAGCUGAGUGUUGAGGUGAGUGACGAAAAAUGGAGUUGAGUCACAAACACCAAGAGUUCUUUCAGUGGCUCAACGCCUCGGCUGUAAUGCGGAUGUAUUAAUAAUUGAUAAAUUAUUUUUGCCUGUCCACGACCACACCAAUGGUGAAUUGUCUCUUAGCCGUGCGCGCCCAGUAAUUAUAUUGCAAACACCAUAAAUAAAUUCUUGCUAUAUCGAGUCUCGGAUCUCUUAUAGCUGCUGGUGAGAUGUGACAUUGAUCUUGUGGGUUUUCUGUAUCUCACAACUGGAGUAACUUGCAUUCACUAUGUUUACCAUAUGCACACCAUGUCUAUAAUUGGCGAGAAGCAUGAUAAAUUCCGCAUGAAAUGCAUAAAUCAGUGUGAUUUCGUCCCUCAUUGAUUUCAUGAGGGCAAUUCACAGUAUUUACAUAAUGUAUGCGCCAAAAAUAAAUCAAAUGUGUGUUGAUAGAUAAUUAGGGAUGAUUUGAAGUAAAUAUUUGGCCUUCUAAAAAGGGAGGAAAAUGUUUACUCAACAGAAUUCUAAUGAAAGAAAUACGCUGAAAAGUGGGUGUCUGACAGAGAAGUCAAUUCCUUCUAAUUGUACAACGAAUGGUGAGUUGAAUGAAUGACAAAAAACUUGUAUCUGGAAACUACCAGUCUUUGUCCGAGAUUGUCUCUCAACUAUUUUCCUCCCGCAGUCAAUUUGAGAUUGCCUUACGAAAUUCCCCAAGAGAAUUGCAUAAUGUGGGAGAUUUGUUGAUGCUUGAUAGAGCUAAUGGAAGUCCGUGUUCACAGAGAGUGCAUAUUUCAAUGGAAAUUCCUUAGUAUUUCCUUCCAGGCAUUGCAAAAUUUGACCAAUAUGUGUUAGAUGAAUUUUUAAUCCGACAACUUAUUGCAAAAAUCUAAUUUAUUUAUUUUCUUCUGCGUCAUCUCAGUUGUCAAAUUGAGAUUAAAUUACAGAGAAAAACGCCUUGAGUCAUUAUUGUUUGACUUUGCAACAGUUCAACUGUAUUGCUGAAGAUGAUGGAAUAGGAGAAAAGCGAUAUGUACUCAAUUUAGCAACUAUACACAGUUCUUCUCUAUUGAGAUUCUCAGUGAAACUCAAUAUUCUUUUGUCCUCCUCGAGCAUUUCACGGGAAAUGUAGCGAUGAAAAUCACCGACUUUAGAGACACAAAUCUCUUUUGUCUCCGCCGUGCUGCAUUUAAUGGAACUUAUCGUUUCAGGCGAUAAAUCACAUUAUGCAGGUACACAAAGUUCCGCUCAUUCAGAUAAAAGUCAAACACUUAGCGUGCAGAGAUGAUGAAGCUCAUGAAUAUUGCGCGCUUCGUAGUGAAAUCAAUGGCAGAUUUUGAGGGCAGAACUCAAUAAGACGUACGUGAUGAAUGUACGAAUAUGACUUUGAUGUAAAUCGGCAUGUCAGGGGAUGUAAUGGAGUGUAUGGGAAUCCAUAAAUGUGCAUGAAACACACACAAGGUGGCGAAUAUAGCGUGUAAUAAACAACAAUCAACACCAAAUAUAUUGAUAACAUCAUCACUAGGGAAACUUUUUAUAUAAAUUCCCAGUACGAAUCGACGGUGGGAAGGAAAUUAUUUCACCAUCGCACUCUCAUUUUAAAGGUGGAAACCUCGGCAAAUCCACUUCGCCUCCAGAGUUUUCUCUCUUCUGCCCACCAAUCAACGUGAUUAUAAUUGGAGAACAGUCAAAAUGGGUGAUAGUGGAUUUUGGUUGAAUCUCGAUUUGUUCAUUGAUCGUCAGAAUGAGGCUUUGGAUAAUUGGCUGGGCGGGAAGGCGAUUUCCCUCAACUCUCCACAAGAGCCGGAAGAGCCGAAGAAACGGGAUAGCAAGCCUGUGCUGGAAGUUCAAGAGUCAUCGGAUUUAGGUGAAAAUCCAACAAUACAUUCAAUGAAAGUCCUCACGUCGGCCAUUCUGGCCACACGGAAGAAGAAACCACGGAAAAUCCACGUUAAAUCCAACGGCUCGACGCCAGAAAGCAGGGCCAGUGGACGGGGCAAACGGACAGCCAAGAGAUACUACAAAUUGCGAAAGCUGCGAAAAAAGAAGAAACCAUCGCAAGAGGAUGAGGGCCUCGUUGUUGGACCAAUUGUGGACUGCAGCUUCAAUUUGCCACGAGUGAGUAGUCAAUUGGAAAGACUCAUGGGCACGAACGUCGUUCGACUCACGGAUCGCAAAUAUAUGCAAGAACUUCGGAAGAGGAUCAAGGAGGACUACAAUGUUGUGCUUCACAAGCGUAUCGCUCAGAGGGAGGCUAAGGAAGUUGAACGAACACGAAAUCUCCUAAUCGAGGGCUACGCUGGAAAUAACUCCAAUUCCACAGAAAGUCCACCCUUGGUUCUGAUUAGUAAGCAAACCCACAGCGAUAUGGCUCGAAGGCGUGCAAAAGUGAGGGAGUUAUUACUAAGUAAUCCCCCACAAAUAUUUGUCCUUUUUGUAAAUAUAUUGCUUCUAAAUUUAAAGUUGAAGACUGUCCGCGAGAGAAAUGCUGAGAGGCUCGUUCGGCAGGGCAUCAAGUGGGAGAAGGAGCGACUGGCCAACUUGGAACUUGAGCGACAGCGACAAAUUGAGGCGCAAAAGAAGCGCGAAGAGGAGUUAAUGAUUGGACAUGAGGAGAGAUUUGCUAAAAUCGGUCAAAGCACCAGAAUUCAGAUACAAACUGAUAAGUGGGGACGAAGAGAUGAUGAUGAUGAAUUCUCAGAAACCGACAGAUAUGACCACGGUGAUCUAUCGAGUGGUGUCAACAGUGACACAGACGACAUGGGUUCCCGGGAAUUUGAUGUGGAUGAGACAAAUGUACCUGAAAUCAAUGGAACAUCGCACGAAAGGGAAGCCAUUACGAAGGAUGAGGCACUGGAGCAUCUACAGUAUGAGGAUCCAGCUAUAACGCUACUAAAAGCAACUGAUAAUGUGGAUGACCUUUACGCUCUCGCAGAUGAAAUAAUAAGUGGAAGUUAUGGGAAGAAUAAUAGCCACAGAAAUGGAGAUCACAAUUAGCAUUGGUGGUAAAUGGAACAUUAUUGGUGAAAACUCUUAGGAGAAAGAAUUGAUAUUAAGUGGAAAUUGUCUGUUGUAAUGGAUUUUUAGACAGAUUUUGUUGUAUCUCUGUUGAACAUAUCAAAAUAUUAGGACACAAUAAAGACAUAAGGCUCUCUAUGAUUGAA
This is a messenger RNA of Phlebotomus argentipes, 3402 nucleotides long. RefSeq lists its product as uncharacterized. The transcript is spliced from 5 exons. The coding region runs from base 1931 to 3235 and encodes 434 amino acids. The record is from RefSeq and is a predicted model, not a curated record. Lineage: Eukaryota; Metazoa; Arthropoda; Insecta; Diptera; Psychodidae.